Molecule: messenger RNA, 1584 nt
Organism: Podospora anserina S mat+
Lineage: Eukaryota; Fungi; Ascomycota; Sordariomycetes; Sordariales; Podosporaceae
Exons: 3
Coding region: 1-1584 (527 amino acids)
Biological process (GO): negative regulation of transcription by RNA polymerase II
Cellular component (GO): ESC/E(Z) complex
Molecular function (GO): nucleosome binding; protein binding
Source: RefSeq, a predicted model, not a curated record
AUGCCACCAAUAUCAGACGAGUGGGAGCUUCCACGCCUGCGUAGCUCAUUUCAGCUGCACGAAGAUGCCGUGAGGGACGAGGAUCUCGCCGAGUUCUUCGACGUCAAAUUCUACCCCUACAACCCACCAGGCGCACCCCCAGUGUUCGCGGCCACAAGCAAGAAGCAUGUCGUCGUCGUCCGCAUGGUGCCAACCACAGACAAGGACCAGAACCCUUGCAAAGUCAUCCAAAUGAUCAGAGAUGCCGACUCAGGCGCCAACAACUACACGUGCUGUUGGUCCAAGGAUUCAGACACGGAAGAUCCCUGGCUGUGUGUGGCCGGCAAAGAUGCCAAGAUCAAGGUGUACGAUAUCAGGAGAGGAAAGCUCGUCAAGACGCUGGUCGGUCACGGCGGCGACAUCAGCGAUCUUGCGACCUCUCCAGCGUGUCCUACUACCAUAGCCUCUGCUUCAGACGACACGACUAUUAAGCUUUGGAGUCUGGCAAAGGAACAUGACAAGCAGCCGUGUAUCUGCAUUUUGGGAGGCGAGGGGCAUCAAUACAACUUGCUGACUGUGGCGUUUCACAACAAUGGAAGAUAUGUCUUGUCUGCCGGGCAUGAUCAGAUUAUCAAUCUUGUGAGUUCACUUCUCCCGUCACCAUAUCUUCUCACUUUUCAUCGACAGCGCAUCACUAACAUCCACCAGUGGGCCCUCCCCGAGUUCCCAAAGGAACACAUCAACGUUCCCAUCGUCCUCCACUACCCUCAUUUCUCCUCCUCCGAAGUCCACAACAAUCUCGUCGACUGCGUAGCCUUCUAUGGCGACUUGAUCCUCUCCCGCGCCUGCCACGAAGACACCAUCGUCCUCUGGCGAAUUGAAGGUUUCUCCUCCUCCGAUCCUAUCCCCGGCCCCCUUGACGCUCCCACACCAACCGACAUGGCCAAGCAAACCCGGUCAUACUUCAACCCUAUCCCUUCCAAAGCCCGCCCGGCCAUGUUCACCCGUCUAGCGCAAUUCCACACCCCUGAUUGCGGUGUCCAGUUCUAUAUGCGCUUCCGAAUGUUCCACGCCGAGGGGAGGCAUCCCAUCUUGGCAUUUGCCAAUGCAAAGAGCAAGACCAUGUUUUGGGACUUUUCACGGUUUGGGGCGUAUAGGGAUUUUAUGGAGGAGUUGGAAGCAGCCAGAAAGUCGGGGAGUGGACAGGUGGUGCAGAAGCCGAGUUGGCUGUUGAUCAAGAGAGCGAAGAAGGGGACCGCCGCGCCGGCGCACCAGGAUGCGGCGGCUAGUUUGAGGGCUGCUGCUGGGGAUAAGGAGUCGAUGGUUUCGGCUAGUCCCGACCCGGAGGGAGGCGGGAGUGCGAUGGCAACGCUGGGGAAUUAUAAUCAGGAUACGCUGAAUCACUGGAAGGAGAUGUAUGACUUGUCGAACCCGGCGGGUUUGAUCAGGCCGCACAAGGUGCAGGGGGUGGACGGUUCGUUUGUGGGGAGGCAGGUGGGUUGGAGUCCGGGAGGGGAAUGGUGUGUGGUGGUGGGGAAUAAGAAUAGGGCUUUGAUUUACCAGCGGGGGGCUAGGGAGAAGGGGGUUGCGACGCCUGUUACCUAG